Molecule: messenger RNA, 939 nt
Organism: Knipowitschia caucasica
Lineage: Eukaryota; Metazoa; Chordata; Actinopteri; Gobiiformes; Gobiidae
Source: the annotation of a GenBank genome assembly
AUGUGCCUGUUUGUUCCUUGUCAUCUCAUGUUUGUGUUUUCAUUUACAGCCAAGUUGUUAUCUGAUGAUGUGCCAGACAGGAAGCUGACGACAGACGAGGAGGAAGCCAAGCGCAUCGCUGAGAUGGGGAAGCCGGUUCUGGGGGAGCAUUCAAAGAUGGAAGUCAUUAUUGAAGAAUCCUAUGAGUUUAAGAGCACAGUGGACAAGCUGAUUAAGAAGACCAACCUCGCUUUAGUGGUGGGAACCAACUCAUGGAGAGACCAGUUCAUGGAGGCCAUAACUGUCAGUGCAGAUGAAGACGAGGACGAGACGGGCGAGGAACGGCUGCCAUCUUGUUUCGAUUAUGUCAUGCACUUCCUGACGGUGUUCUGGAAGGUUCUGUUCGCCUGUGUGCCCCCCACAGAGUAUUGGCACGGUUGGGCCUGCUUCAUUGUCUCCAUCAUGAUCAUUGGGGUCCUCACGGCCGUCAUCGGAGACCUGGCCUCUCACUUCGGCUGCACCAUCGGCCUGAAGGACUCUGUCACCGCCGUGGUCUUCGUGGCUCUGGGGACAUCUGUACCAGACACAUUUGCCAGUAAAGUCGCUGCAGUCCAGGACACUUAUGCGGACGCUUCCAUCGGUAACGUCACCGGGAGCAAUGCAGUGAACGUGUUCCUGGGCAUCGGCAUGGCCUGGUCGGUCGCUGCCAUCUACUGGAAGAUCAAAGGAGAGCCCUUCAUCGUACACGCGGGCUCGCUGGCCUUCUCCGUCACCCUGUUUACGGUCUUAGCCUUCUUGGCCAUCUCGGUGCUGCUCUACCGGCGCAGACCGCACAUCGGAGGGGAGCUCGGCGGGCCCUGGGGCCACAGACUUCUCACUUCGUUGUUUUUCUUUAGCUUGUGGUUUAUUUACAUCCUGUUUUCCAGUCUGGAGGCCUACUGUCAUAUAGAGGGCUUUUAA